AUGAAGACUGACUUGAAUUUGCUUCUGGGAUGUCUUAAGUAUCAAAUGGAUUCCCCAGCAUCCCAAAAACAAGCCCUGGUCACCAUCUGUUCCAUCUGUCAACAAAACGGUGAUAUCAGUGAUUACUUUCGGGAGAUCGGUGGCCUGCUGUUUGUUUAUAACCUCGCCCAGUCCAGUCAGCAUUCUGAAGUGAAGGAGACAGCCCUCUUCACGUUAGGAGCGUUAGCUGAGAGUAAUAUCUUUUGCCAGCAGGUAUUGUGCAGUUCAGAAUUGUUUACAGAAGUAGGCAUGUCACUUUCACAGAAUUCGCCAUUGAAUUUGAAAAGGGUGGCAGUGUAUGUGGUGUUGGUACUGGUCUCCAAUAACAAAUAUGGACAAUCACUUGUUAAAACAACAGGGUGCAUUGAUAUUCUUCUUGACUUACUCAGAACCAGUUUUCCAUUCUCAGAUGAGAACAGGAGAAAUGAAAAUAUUACCCAGGGCUAUCAGCUGUGGUCAUCUGUCUCAAGUGCUCUUUGUGCGUGUGUCAACAACCCCCAAAAUGAAGAGAAUCAACGGAUAUGCACAACUGCCUUUCCAUUUUUAAAAGAAUGGCUGCAGAAAUGCAUUCGGAAAGAAAUAACACAGCCUAUUUGUUCAUUUGUCGGACUGACAGUUGCAAAUAAUUCCUAUUCUCAGGACUGCUUUGCUACAGUCUGUGGUUUGGAUACCCUGGCUCAGGUUUUUGUUAAACUGGUUGAUGAAUCCAGCAGAAACCCGUUGUCUGUCGAGCUUGCAGUGGUGGUGACAAAGACCCUGUGUGCCUGUAUUGCUGAUAAUGUUCCCCUCGCAACUGGUCUCUGGAAAUAUCAUAUUGUUCCAAAGCUUCUGACAUUGCUGUCAUGCAGUUGGCUGGAUUCAGGUGGCAGGUUAUGCAUCAUACUCGCUAUAGGAUAUUGCACAGAGGCCUGUGAGACGCACCAGUUUCAAUUACUAGAGAAUGGUGGUCUUCCACAGAUGAUUCAGUUUCUCUCACAAUCUCCAGAUGAAGAAUUAAACAAAGCUGCCACUUUUGUGCUACAAAGCUGCAAACAAAUCACUGAAAAACUGUCACUUGGUCUGAGUGACCAUUCAAGGGAUAAGAGAAAUACACCCACAACGCAAGGCACAUCCCACACUAAUUUGGAAAGCUACUGGAGGUCAGCAAAAGAAAUGCUAAAGAAAAUUGAUUUGAUAGAGAAGCAGCAUACUAAGGAAAUGUACAGAAGCUUUGAAGAAGAACCUAGUAAUACAAGAGAGAGUUUUCAAGCAGAUGCCCACAGCAGGGCCAAUUCCUUUGUAAACAAAAGACUGACCCAAAUGAUGGAAGGGAUAAGGAAGGACUUCUCUAAAAGUUCUUGUGGCGAGUCCUCUGAUGAGCCACCUGUCAGAAAGGUAAAAGGAGGGGGAGCUAAGAGAGACCUUCUGUUUCAGGUUGACAGAACAAGGAUAGCGAAUGCAGAACACACCCCAAGUCAAGCUAUAUUGGAAGACAAAGGGACGUUUCGGGGAAGCAGGAGAGAGACUGAUGAACAGACAGACAGAACCAGAUACGAUGCCCUUGCGGACCGAGUAAAGAGGCAAAUAUUCAGUGUUAACAAUGAACUCCAAGGCACAAUUGAACAACAUGCAGUACCUGUGCAGCAGCAGCAAGCAAAGACUGCACACACCAGAGGAGUGAAUGAUGAGCCAUGUGCUGGAGCUGCCUGCCUUAGAGAGCCUGCAGGUCAUCAGGGUACCACGCAUAACACCUUGAAGAGAAGCAGGAACCCUUCCAUUUCACUGCCUGCAGCAGGCCGGUCUUGGAGCCUGUCUUCGGAAAGAGCCAAGGGAAAGAGAGCGAAUGAUGGAGAAUUGAGCCUCCCUGAUACAGUAGCAGAAAGGCCAGUUGUUUUCAAAUGUCCAGCCCCAGUUAACACGAACAAGAAAAAACAGGCUCAUUUAGCUGCAUCUAAAAGAGAUGACAUGGCAGUGUGUUCCGAGAUCCUUGAUUAUGAAAUCAACAACAUCCUGAACACGCCGGCUUCAUCAGUUAAACAAAAGGCCUUUAGGUGUUCAGGAUGUGUGACAGGUGUGUCCCCUGUGAACAGUAGGAAUUUGUGCCAUAUCCUCCGUUCUUGCCCUUACAAAUGUGACAGGCACAGGGUACUCCUGGAAACCGAGGACAGGUAUAAAAUGGAGGUUAUGAAGUCCCUAAAUUAUAAGAGAAACAGCCUGGCUUUCAGCAGAAGUAGGAAUUUAGAUAUCCUGCUGACGCCAGUACGAAAAGGAUCGUUGUUCAAGAAUUCCACUAGCCGCACAUACGAUUCAUACCAAAGAGCUGAGAGAUUUAUUUUGACUCCAGUAAGGAAACCUCAGAUUAGCAAAUUGGAGGUACCUAGCAGAUCACAGAAUGGCAUUUCAUCACCUUUGAAACCUACAGCAGCAACUCCCAAGUCAAGUGGUGUAUGUCGCAGGACAGACCACAGGGACUGCUCAAGCGUUGAUAAUUACCAAGAAAGAGAAGAGGCAGAAAAAAAAGAUGUUUUCUCCUUUAAUGAUGCUGAAGACUCAGAACCAGAAACCAAAGAGGAGAGAAAGGAAAGGAAAACUCAGAACCAGAAACCAAAGAGGAGAGAAAGGAAAGACUUCAGCAGGGAGGAAGUGGAGUAUCUGCUCGACGGAGUGAAGAAACUUGGCACUUGCUGGAAUUCAAUCUUGUGGUCUUACCCCUUUCAAACGGGAAGAACCAAUGUAGACUUGGCAAAAAAGUACAGAAAACUUGCAGGUGCUUCACAAUUCUUUAAAAAAUAAAGCAUUUUAUAGUUAGAUGUCAAGGGUAUUGGUGUUUUACAAUCCUGUAGGUACAUUUCUCUCAGUAUUGUGCAUUCUACAUGUGCUUUUUCAUCAUUUUUAUAAAGUAUAGGAACAACCCUGCAACACUGAGAUGACAUUUUAACCUUAUUUUUUGCAAGAGCUCCAAGCCUGACAUACCAACUCUGGCAGAGUUUUUGUUUUUACUUUCUAUAUAGUUUGACUCAAUACUGUACUUAGCUAGAAUAAGCCACUUGUUAAUGGAAAUCUAUUCUUGAUUCCAAUGUUCAUUUAAAUACUAUGCUACCCUGCUGUUUUUUUUUUUUUUAUAUUGCAGAAGUGGAACUUUGCAUUGUGUAAUUUAGCCACAGAUACAUAAGUUUCUCAUUCCCUGUAAAAAUGUGUAAACUAUAUAAAAAAAGUUACAUGUCAG
Polyodon spathula (Mississippi paddlefish) is the source of this 3244-nucleotide messenger RNA. RefSeq names its product telomere repeat binding bouquet formation protein 1 (gene terb1). The transcript is spliced from 19 exons. Lineage: Eukaryota; Metazoa; Chordata; Actinopteri; Acipenseriformes; Polyodontidae. The record is from RefSeq and is a predicted model, not a curated record. Gene Ontology annotation, biological process: meiotic attachment of telomere to nuclear envelope; homologous chromosome pairing at meiosis. The coding region runs from base 1 to 2811 and encodes 936 amino acids.